Opisthocomus hoazin is the source of this 2502-nucleotide messenger RNA. The record is from RefSeq and is a predicted model, not a curated record. Lineage: Eukaryota; Metazoa; Chordata; Aves; Opisthocomiformes; Opisthocomidae.
AUGUGGCUGAUAUUCUGGAGAAGCCCUCUCUUGCCCCCUGUUCUCCAAGUGCCUGAGCUGGUGGCUGGCUGGGACCCGCGUCUCGCCCUCUGGGUCCUGAGCUUCGCCUCGGCGGUUGUGCAGAUGGAGGGCCAGGUCUACUCGCCGACUGUCAACACGCACUAUGGGAAGUUACGGGGGGUGCGUGUGCCACUGCCCAGUGAGAUCCUGGGGCCUGUGGACCAGUACCUGGGGGUGCCUUACGCCGCCCCCCCCAUCGGGGAGAAGAGGUUCAUGCCCCCUGAGCCACCACCAUCCUGGUCAGGCAUCAGGAAUGCUACCCACUUCUCGCCGGUCUGCCCGCAGAACAUCCACAAUGCUGUUCCUGAGAUCAUGCUGCCCAUCUGGUUUACCUCCAAUUUGGAUAUUGUGGCCACGUACAUCCAGGACCCCAAUGAAGACUGUCUGUACCUCAACAUCUACAUCCCCACGGAGGAUGUAAAACGGAUUUCCAAGGAAUGCACCCGAAAGCCCAACAAGAAAAUAUGUAGAAAAGGAGACAUCCGAGACAGCGGGGCCAAGCCGGUGAUGGUGUAUAUCCAUGGUGGCUCGUACAUGGAGGGCACGGGGAACAUGAUAGACGGCAGCGUCCUGGCCAGCUACGGGAAUGUGAUUGUCAUCACCCUGAACUACCGCGUUGGAGUGCUCGGAUUCCUGAGCACGGGGGACCAGGCUGCCAAGGGCAAUUACGGGCUGCUGGACCAGAUACAGGCGCUGCGCUGGGUCAGCGAGAACAUUGCCUUCUUUGGGGGAGAUCCCUUGCGGAUCACUGUCUUCGGCUCUGGCAUCGGUGCCUCCUGCGUCAGCCUGCUCACCCUCUCCCACCACUCUGAAGGUCUCUUCCAGAGAGCCAUCAUCCAGAGCGGCUCUGCACUCUCCAGCUGGGCGGUGAACUACCAGCCCGUGAAGUACACCAGUAUGCUGGCUGACAAAGUGGGCUGCAAUGUGCUGGACACGGUGGACAUGGUGGACUGCCUGCGACAGAAGAGUGCCAAGGAGCUGGUGGAGCAAGACAUCCAGCCAGCUCGCUACCAUGUGGCCUUUGGGCCAGUCAUUGAUGGGGAUGUGAUCCCGGAUGACCCAGAGAUCCUGAUGGAGCAGGGCGAGUUCCUCAACUAUGAUAUCAUGCUGGGGGUCAACCAGGGUGAGGGGCUGAAGUUUGUGGAGGGUGUGGUGGACCCCGAGGACGGUGUCUCGGGCAGUGACUUUGACUACUCGGUCUCCAACUUUGUAGACAACCUGUAUGGCUACCCCGAGGGCAAGGACACCUUGCGAGAGACUAUCAAGUUCAUGUACACGGACUGGGCCGACAGGGACAACCCUGAGACACGUCGCAAGACUCUGGUGGCUCUUUUCACUGAUCACCAGUGGGUAGAGCCGUCGGUGGUGACGGCUGACCUGCACGCUCGCUAUGGCUCCCCCACCUACUUCUAUGCCUUCUACCAUCAUUGCCAGACAGAUCAGGUACCUGCAUGGGCAGAUGCAGCCCAUGGAGAUGAGGUUCCUUACGUACUAGGAAUCCCUAUGAUUGGUCCUACUGAAUUAUUUCCUUGUAAUUUUUCCAAAAAUGAUGUCAUGCUAAGUGCGGUGGUGAUGACGUACUGGACAAACUUUGCAAAAACUGGGGACCCCAACAAGCCUGUUCCCCAGGACACCAAGUUCAUUCACACCAAGGCCAAUCGGUUUGAGGAGGUGGCCUGGUCCAAGUACAACCCCCGUGACCAGCUGUACCUGCACAUCGGGCUAAAGCCACGGGUACGUGACCAUUACCGGGCCACCAAGGUGGCUUUCUGGAAGCACCUGGUCCCCCAUUUGUACAACCUGCAUGAUAUGUUCCACUACACCUCCACCACCACCAAAGUGCCACCACCCGACACCACGCAGAACUCCCACAUCACCCGCCGGCCCAACGGCAAGAUCUGGACGACCAAGCGCCCCGCCAUCUCGCCUGCCUACAACAGUGAGAACAGCAAGGAAAAGUGGACCCCAGAGCAGGAGGCGGGCACCCUGCUUGAGAGCCCCCGCGACUACUCCACCGAGCUAAGCGUCACCAUUGCCGUGGGUGCGUCCCUCCUCUUCCUCAACGUGCUGGCCUUCGCUGCCCUCUACUACCGCAAGGACAAGCGCCGGCAGGACACGCACCGGCAGCCCAGCCCCCAGCGUGGCACUGCCAAUGACAUCGCCCAUGCGCCCGACGAGGAGAUGCCCUCCUUGCAGGUGAGCCAGGGGCACCACGAGUGCGAGGCUGUGCCACCUCAUGAUGCCCUGCGCCUGGCCGCUCUGCCCGACUACACCCUCACCUUGCGCCGCUCUCCGGACGACAUCCCGCUCAUGACCCCCAACACCAUCACCAUGAUCCCCAACUCGCUGGUGGGGCUGCAGACCCUGCACCCCUACAACACUUUCACCGCCGGCUUCAACAGCACGGGGCUCCCGCACUCACACUCCACCACCAGGGUAUAG